AUGGCUCAUGUGGUGCAAAUAGCGGAGGGAAAAAUUUCUGGAGACACCAGGACAGAUCUCAAUGGGGACAAGUUUCAUUCAUUUUUAUGUAUACCAUACGGAAAAGCUCCAGUAGGCGACCUACGGUUUAAGGCGCCACUACCAGUUGAGCCAUGGGAAGGGAUAAAAGAGAUGAUCACGGAAGAUAAAACCGGAUUCCAGAAGAACAUUUUUUUGAAGGAAUAUACUGGACAAGAAGAUUGUUUAUCUCUUCAUGUAUUUACAAAGAAACUUCCCCAUGAAGAAGCCAAACUGAAACCUGUGAUGGUUUACAUUCACGGAGGAGGUUUUAUAAUGGGAAGUCACGAAACUAUGAUGUAUGGUCCAGAAUACCUCAUGUCUGAAGACAUAGUUCUCGUCAGCAUCACUUACCGAGUCGGUCUUCUGGGUUUUCUUAGUUUAAAAGACGAAUCACUGGACGUUCCUGGAAACGCAGGUCUAAAAGACCAAGUACUGGCUUUAAAGUGGGUCCAAAGAAAUAUAAGAAAUUUUAAUGGAGAUCCCAAUAACGUUACCAUAUUUGGCGAAAGUGCAGGAGGAGCUUCUGUUGAAUAUUUGCUGUUGUCUCCUUCGACGAAAGGUUUGUUUCACAGAGCCAUAAUUCAGAGCGGAUCGACUUUAAAUCCGUGGACUCGAGGAAACUUUGAACUAACUGAUUUUGCCAAGUUUAUUGGAAAAGAUAAUUUGAAUGAAAAAGAACUUUUAAACAGUUUAAGAGAUAUGGCUGUCCAGGAGCUGUACGAUCAACAAAAUCAAUAUCUUAAGUCCAAGAAUCUAUUGGUAGACUUCGGUUUAAUAACCCCAGUGAUAGAAAAACCCAACCCAACUGCAUUUAUAACCGAAAAACCUAUUGACAUAAUCCACUCAGGGAACUACAACGAUGUACCCGUGAUAAUUGGUUACAACGACGCUGAAGGUCUUCUUUUAGACUUCUUGGUGGUACUUGGAAUGAAAGUGGCAAAAGUGGAGGAAGAACUAGCCAUUGAACAGAUGCUACCAUGCGAGACGAAUUUAUCUGAUACACAACAAGUCGAACGAUUAGUUGAAAAGUUACGACAUUUUUAUCGCCCAGAAACUGAUCCUGUGGGACGAAUUAAUUUGAUUACGGAUGCCUUGUUUGCGGCUGGAGUAAUUACCUCUGCUAAAAAUCAAGCAAAGGUCUCAAAGAAUCCUGUAUAUUUUUAUAGAUUUACAUUCGAAGGAGGCCUGAACAUGCUAAAGAAAAUGGCAAAUGAUAAACGUCCAGGAGCGUGUCACGGGGAUGAACUGGGAUACUUAUUUAAAAGCGCUUUGACAACGGAUAUUGCAGAUGAAGAUAAAACUGUUUUAAAACAAAUGGUAACACUGUGGACAAACUUUGCCAAAUUUGGAAAUCCAACACCACCAGGAAACAAUCUAAACAUUGAAUGGAAGCCAAUACAUAAUGGUCGGUUGAACUUCUUAGAUAUUGGAAAGCAGCUGAAAAUGGAUGUUAAUCCAGAAGUUGACAGGAUGAAAAUUUGGAAUGAGAUUUAUCAAUGUAAUCCACUUACAGCUAAAUAUUAAAUAUCUGUGUUAAAAAUUCUCUGUAAUGUUGUUAUAUUUAUAUUUUAUAUAUAAUAUAUAAU
Messenger RNA from Diabrotica balteata, 1646 nucleotides. Lineage: Eukaryota; Metazoa; Arthropoda; Insecta; Coleoptera; Chrysomelidae. The record is from the annotation of a GenBank genome assembly.